AUGUUCAGAUUCCUUGUAUGUGAACUUCAUCGGCUUGGAUUUGACAAAGAGACCGUCUAUGAAGAGCUCAGACAGUCUGUAAGGAUGGCUCCACAGUUCCGGUUUGACUGGUUCAUUAAGAGCAGGACAGCGAUGGAACUCCAACGCCGAUGUAAUACUCUCAUAACGCUAAUAGAAAAGGAAAUGGGUGAAACCGAAGUUAAACAUCGCACUAAAAAAGAUGCAAAAGAUAAGGCUAAUGCCCCUUCAGGUAGGAAAACAAUUAUUACUCAGCCCUAG
Strongylus vulgaris is the source of this 279-nucleotide messenger RNA. The record is from the annotation of a GenBank genome assembly. Lineage: Eukaryota; Metazoa; Nematoda; Chromadorea; Rhabditida; Strongylidae.